Girardinichthys multiradiatus is the source of this 1950-nucleotide messenger RNA. Its product is annotated as endonuclease domain-containing 1 protein-like. Gene Ontology annotation, molecular function: nucleic acid binding; metal ion binding; hydrolase activity. The record is from RefSeq and is a predicted model, not a curated record. The coding region runs from base 118 to 996 and encodes 292 amino acids. The transcript has 2 exons. Lineage: Eukaryota; Metazoa; Chordata; Actinopteri; Cyprinodontiformes; Goodeidae.
UUAGCUUUUUCCCUGAACACCACUGGACAAACUGAGACACAUCCAGUUAUUAACUUAAAUACUGUACAUUCAGCAGCUUCUGGAUUUGGGAUACAGACAUCAGAUCACAUUUUGGUUAUGGCAUUUUGGCUACAGAUGGGUUUCCUGCUUGCCAGCUUAUCAUCAGCUGUGAGAGGGCGAGUGGAAAAACAGCUGUCUCCAGAGUGCAGAGAAUUCCUCUACAUGGGAACACCACCGAAAGGUCUGGAACACCAACCCGUCAGGUAUAUUUGUCAGUUUUACAAUAAGAAGCCACGUUACGUGACUCUGUACAACAUUGAGCAACACAUUCCCAUCUACUCCGCCUACACCUUUAAACGCUCGGAGGGGGAGAAGUGUGUGGAUGUUCCCUGGAUGUAUGAGCCACAGCUGUCCACUUCUUUCGACACAGACGAGAUGCAGCCCUUUCCAAGUGGUUACAUGCACAUGAAUUUUGAAGAUGCCCAAGCAAUUCUUGAUGAUUACACCAAUGCAAUACACUACGAGCGAGGGACCCUGAACCCGGACGAGCAUCAAAACGAACUUGACGACAAGGCCUCCACCUACACCCUCACCAACGUUGUCCCCAUGGUGCCCGACUUCAAUGACAGGAUUUGGAACAAACAGGAGCACAUCAUCCGCAAACGACUUAACAACUACUGCCGCGGGACCGCCUACAUUGUGACCGGGAUCACCACGUCAGGGAAAAUGAUCCGAAGGGAAAACUUGAACCGGAUCGCAGUCCCCACCUACCUGUGGUCGGCUUACUGCUGCGUCGACUACGACCACAACACACCUUUUACAGAGCGCUACAAGUUCCCAUCUUUUGCUCAUUACGGCCUCAACGAUGAUGAGAACAAUGAGAUAGUAGAGAUCCCCGUUCAGAAGCUGAAGGAGUUCCUCAAGAAGACGACAUUUGUGAACCAGAACUUUCAGAUUUUUGUGGGGGACUGCAUUCCUCCAUCAUCCAGUAACUGAUUAAUAAAAGUAGUUUGACAUAAGGUAGCUAAUCUGUGAGUUUAAAGAAAAAUAAAGCUGUUACUAAUACAAAAAAGCAAUAGCUCCACUCUAUUCAAAUCUUUUAGUAAACUAUAUUAAACUAUACCAGGUGCCAGCCUAAAAUAUAAGCAGUUAAACAGAAUUUAAUCAUAAAUUAUGUUCUCACAUGUACGUUUGCUCCACUGUGGCUUGUUAAUAUAAUAAAUGAACGCGGUUGCCGUACUUUUUUUUUUUUUUCAAAUGACUGAAAAGACCACGUUAGUAUCUUUAUGAGAUAAAUCUAACUAUUCUGAACCACCACUCAACUACAUAUAAAUAGUCAAUUAAUCAGGUUGUUGUUAGCGGUUUAUGCCCUCAAGAGCUACUAGCCUGUAACUUUUAGAUGCAUCCCUUCUCCAUCACAUGUGAAUUCAAUAAAAGGCUUAUUACCAGGCCUGUGAAGAGCUGCAUGAUCUGCUGAUGAGGGAACUGAGCCAUUUGAUUCAAGUAUGUUAGAGUAGGGAUGCAUCCAAACUUGUUGGAUAAUAGCUCUCGAGGACUGAACUUUGACAACCCCUGAUAUAAAACAGCCAAAAUUCUCAGGUUCAUAAAAACACAGCAUGAAAGUAAAGUAUGAUGUUUUGCUCCUCUACUUUUGCACUUUUAAGGCUUAUUAAUCAGCAAAAGGACAGCUAUCUGAAGAACAUAACAAAAGCAGAUAUUUAAGCAUGCACAAUGAAAGAACUGUUAAACUCUCUGACCUAGAGGGAAAAUACUCUUUGCGCAUUUGUUUCACCUGUGUUUUAUUUGAAUGUCUACCUGUUUUUUGAGGUUAUUUUCUUGUCAUCUGAUCAGAACUAUCGAGUUAUUUUGCCAGGAACAUUAUUUUAUCAAAUUAACAUCAACUCUCCAACUGCACCGAUACAUUAUAUUGUAAUAAACUGUUGCAUCAAA